CUUAAAAAAUAUCAAUAUCCCACGCUUGAAUCCGACUGGGACUUGUAGUAAUGCUUCCUCUGAUCCCCACCGUCCUCGUUCUCCUCCUCUGCCCCUCGCUCCUCGCGAGGCCCGCCCCGGACGGGGCUAGCCCGACCGACACGUGGCGGUCGUCCGAGCGGCUCCUGGGCGCGGGGCGCGGGAGCCACGUGGCGGGCGUGGGGGACCUGAAGCGCUACCUGGCCCGGUUCGGCUACCUCCCCGGCUCGGCCGCGUCGGACCGGACCGACUCGUUCGACGCCCGGUUCGAGUCGGCCGUGAGCCUCUACCAGACCCGGCUCGGCCUCCCGGUCUCGGGCAAGCUCGACGCCGCCACGCUCGCCGAGAUCGCCGCCCCGCGCUGCGGCGUCCCCGACCGCCCCGCCGCCCGAGCCGACUCGGUCCGGCGCUUCGCGUUCUUUCCGGGCUCACCCCGCUGGGCCCGGCCCGGCCCGUUGGUGCUGACGUACGCGAUCUCGCCCGCGGCGACGAUCGACUACGUGCCGCGCGCGGCGGUGGCGGCGGCGUUCCGGCGCGCGUUCGCGCGGUGGGCGCGGGUGAUCCCGGUGCGCUUCGCGGAGGCGCGCGACUACGGCGCCGCGGACGUGAAGGUGGGGUUCUACGCGGGCGAGCACGGCGACGGCGAGCCCUUCGACGGGGUGCUCGGGGUGCUCGCGCACGCGUUCUCGCCGGAGAGCGGCCGCCUCCACCUCGACGCGGCGGAGCGGUGGGCCGUGGACUUCGACGCGGAGAGAUCGGCGGUGGCGGUGGACUUGGAGUCGGUGGCGACGCACGAGAUCGGGCACGUGCUGGGGCUGGCGCACUCGCCGGUGAGGGGGGCCGUCAUGUACCCGAGCCUCAGACCCCGGACCAGGAAGGCGGAGCUCGGCGCCGACGACGUCCGAGGGGUGCAAGCGCUCUACGGCUCCAACCCCAACUUCAGCUUCAGCUCGCUCUCCGCAUCGUCGUCCGACACGUCCGCCUCCGCUUCCGUCGCCGCCGCAUGGAGUAGUACUAGUACUCGUGUAGGAAUAGUUCUGGUGGCGGCUGCGACCGUUAUUUUUCCGUUUAUAUGAUGUGUCCCUCCCUUUGAGUUUGUGUAGAAGCUGGUUACGGUGAAUUGGUGGGUCCUAGAAGGAGAGGAGGGGAGGAGGGAAGAAGAGUUCUCUGCUCUCAUUCAUUUAUUUUGUUUUGUGUAGAUAUAUAUAGCAAGUUAAAUAUGUUUGACUGAAUGAUCGGCUA
Messenger RNA from Ananas comosus (pineapple), 1260 nucleotides. RefSeq names its product metalloendoproteinase 4-MMP. NCBI's taxonomy places the organism in Eukaryota, Viridiplantae, Streptophyta, Magnoliopsida, Poales, Bromeliaceae. Gene Ontology annotation, molecular function: metalloendopeptidase activity; zinc ion binding. Gene Ontology annotation, biological process: collagen catabolic process; extracellular matrix organization; proteolysis. The record is from RefSeq and is a predicted model, not a curated record. The coding region runs from base 51 to 1094 and encodes 347 amino acids. Gene Ontology annotation, cellular component: extracellular matrix. The transcript has a single exon.